Molecule: messenger RNA, 826 nt
Organism: Paramecium primaurelia
Lineage: Eukaryota; Ciliophora; Oligohymenophorea; Peniculida; Parameciidae
Source: the annotation of a GenBank genome assembly
AUAACAUUUAAAAGAUGUCCUUAGCGUUGGCAGGAGUGGUGCCUCCUUUAUAUGAAAGAAAUUAAGAGGCUACGAUUUACAUUGGUAAUUUAGAUCAGAAAGUCACUGAUGACAUAGUAUGGGAACUGUUCAUUCAAUGUGGACCUGUAGUUAAUGUUCAUAUUCCAAAAGAUAAAAUUUCUGGAGAACAUUAAGGUUAUGGUUUUGUGGAAUUUAAGAGCGAGGAAGAUGCCGAUUAUGCCAUCAAGAUUAUGCACAUGAUUAAAUUAUAUGGAAAACCCAUAAAAGUUAAUAAAGCAUCAUAAGAUAAAAGGACACAAGAAGUUGGUGCUAAUCUUUUUAUAGGAAAUCUAGACACUGAAAUAGAUGAGAAAACCCUUUAUGAAACAUUCUCUGCAUUUGGACAUAUUUUAUCAACUAAGGUAUUGAAUUCUCCAUUAUAUAAUAGAUUAUGAGGAAUCCUGAGACUGGAGUAUCUAAAGGUUAUGGUUUUGUCAGUUAUGAUAAUUUUGAAUCUAGUGAUGGUGCUUUGACAGCAAUGAAUGGAUAAUUUUUGGGAACCAAAAUUAUUCGUGUUGAAUAUGCAUUCAAAAAGGAUGCUAAAGGAGAAAGGCAUGGAAGUUAGGCAGAAAGAUUAUUAGCUGCCAAUAGGCCUUUAGCAUAAAAAGCACUUCUAGGAUUUGUAGGAUAUAUGCCAACAGAAUUGAGAAUUCCUUUACCUCCUCCUCCCUCCAUUUAAAUUCAACCUUUACAAGAAGGAUACAAACCUUUACCUUAAUAGCUUCCUGUCCCACUUCCACCUCCUCCUUCUGGAAUGCCUAAAUGA